AUGCCCCGCAGGAGCGACCACACCUCCUCGGCUCUACGAGGGACACGAGGGAAGGGCGAUAGACUAAGGAGGCUGGCUGGAUGGGUGGUGUUGCUGUGGCUAGAGUUCCCUCAAGCCCUCCUGCAGCCCCCCCUCUCCCUGCCUGUCCACAUGUCCGUCGUCCCUCCACCCUGGCACUUCCUUCCUCUGUCUCAGGCGGAGCUGGGCCCCCUUUUCUCCAACUCCAGCCCCUUCUCCUUCUCCCAAAGCUUUUUAAUGGUGGCACCGCCUGGCCAGGCCCCCAGACCAGGCCUCCAAGCUUCAUUUGGCCCUUACUCAGUAACACAGCACAUAUCAGAGCCCGUCCUCCCUCUUUCCGCCUUCCUCCUUUCAGAGCAUGUGGAGAGGGUUAGGGAUAAGGGCAGGCAGGAGGGGUUUAGGGUGCGGACACUGUUCCACAGACAGAGCGACACCAGAGCCCGCGGGACCUGCAUCACCCUUCAUGCUUUCAAGGACACAGAGGAGCACAAGGCCACCUGUCUCCCACAGCCUCCUCUAGGGCUGUGCAUGGUGACUCUGACUCUACCCAGUGACUGGUUUGAGGAUCAACACACAAACCAAUCACAUAAGGAUCAGAGAAGAUGGCCCAGUUACAUGCGCCCUCGCCGGCGGGGGCAGCACAGGGAACGGCAGCGGAGGGGAAAUCAUCACCACCGAGGAGCGAGGAACCACAUACAUCUUUACUACUCCUCAUCUGACACAGUGGCUGACCUCAGACUGACACCAGGUCAGGUACCAGGAUGUGUGGAGGACAGAGCGGAGUCCCAGAGGCAGCUCUUCCAUAUCAAAACAGUGACACUAAAGGAGGAAGAGGAAGAGAGAGAGCAGACCAGUACCAAAGAAGAAGAAACCUGUUUGAACGGGAAGGAAGAGGAGGAGCUAAGCUUGGAUCCCCAUGUCAUGAUACGCUAUCACAGGGGGCCGGUCCUGAUAGGACAGCCAAUCAGAGUGUCUGUGAAUCUGAGAACCAAUUUCAGUGCUGAGUUUGCUGUCAUAAGGCUAAAGAUAAAGAAGGGCUUGGUGUCAAUGGUGGCCCAGAGAACUCUGACCUCUGACCUGUUGGCAGUGACCCUGGAGAGGAGCAGAGACUCCAAACAUGACAUUGUGUCCAUCUUCUGCCACAAACACAGCACAGUCAAGCACACACACGAUCCCACCUUACUCCAACAGGUGGUGUGUCUGUCAGUUGAGGGCUUGAGACAGAGUUUCGGUGUUGCCAUGACGGUGUCUGCUCACUGGUGGGUGGAGUACUCCAGACGCAUACAUUCCCUAUCGCCACAUGGGGCAGCAGUGAGCAUCUUCUCAUUUGCUGAUCGACACAUCUUUAGCAUCGCUCCCAUCACAGAGAGUAACACAAUCAUCAACACAGCCAUACUGACCAACCAGCCGGUGUCACUUCCUGUCAUUGUGCUGGCCAUAAACCUUGAUGGGAAGGUGUCAGAUGUCACCUCUGCAGUCACAUGCCACUCUACCAACGAGAACACUGUCAAGGUUUCCAGCGAUUGCUCCACCCUCUUUGUGGAUGGCAGCGAAUCAGGGUUGGGUGACACCUGUGCAGAGGUGGAGUUUCUACUGGGUGCACUCCGUGGCUCUUUGUGUUUGGAGGUGUGGGCCCCUUCAGUGCCCCUUCGGGUGUCUUUGGCCGAUUCCAUUCUCAAUGUCAUUGAUGGCUGGAACCACUUCACAGAAGAAGGGUGUGUGCCAGUGUAUCAACGCUCUUCAGUCCGGGUUCUGACUCGGUUCACAGCUCAGGAUUCUCUUGGCAGAACCACAUACCUCCUUGGCUCAUCUGAUUGGUUCGUGGAUGUUACAGAGCUGGUCCGCAAUUGGCUAAGAGUAGAGGACCCUCGAGUAGCUUCCCUUGACAGCAACAACAACUUGAUUGGUUUACGACCAGGAAAGACAUCACUCCAUGUCAUCUCUGAGCAGUGGGAUGGCAUGCUGGGCGGAUGUGACAUCACUGUGACCUCUGAGCCGGUUACCCCCGGGGACCUGUCUGUGCAGGUGGUCAGUGGCAUUGGCAUGUCAGUCGCAGAUAGCCCCACCCACCCUUCCAUUGUCACAACAACAGUAACAGCCUUCAACAUCCUAUACGACCAUCACCAGGAGGCUUCCAUCAGCGUCUGGCUCCAGUUCAGUGACGACACUGCCUCCCUCCUCUCUUCCUUUUGGGACCUUCCCUUUUUCCUGCAUCUCUCCUCAUUGGCUGAGACUGUGGUUGUGGUGACACCCAUUCCCAGCCAACGCAUCUUUGCCAAGGGUGAUGGAGGCGGGCCUUUACUGCGUGCAGAACUUUUGGUCUCUACCUGCACUGACCAACCAAUCACCUCCAACUCUAUCAGUGAAGGGGAAAGGGAUUGGAUGGACAGCGGAAGAGGGGGAACCAGGAGGCUGGCUGGAGGAUCGGGUUGGAUAAGAGUCAACCUAGACCACGGCUUCUUACUGCCAGAUGGGGACAGGGAUGAGGAAGGCGAUAAGUUCAGGCUUCACAUUACAGACACGCUGGUUGAGUCGGACAGCGACAUCUAUGCAGCAAACUUUGACGGGGACGAAAGUGAAAAUGUUAGCAGUGACUACUUUAACAAGAUCAAUGUUAAGAGACCUGAUAAAAACUGGAAUGAUGUGUGGAACAGAGGAAUGGUCAGUCAGAAUAAUCUGGAAAGAGCUGUGCUCAUGCCAAGCCUGGAGGAGGGUGUUGUGUACUUCUCCCCUAGUCAGGAGAAAGAAGAAGAGGGAGAGGAAGGGCAGGGAGAGGGAGAGGAAGGGCAGGGAGGGGGAGAGCUGAAGCUGGGUGUGGGGGCUGUCCUCUCUCUGCUCUGUCUCUCUGCUGUCCUGUUCCUGGCUAACUGUCUGCCCUGCGCCCUGCAGGACAGAAGGAGCCCACUGAUGGGGGAGAACAGGGAAGCAGGACUAGAGCGAGCCGCAGAGAAAGAAGAGGAACAGGAGAGAGAAAAGAUGGAAGUAGAGAAAAGCAAAAAAGAUGAGAGAAAUAAGACAGAAGGUGAAGAUAGGAUAAAGCAACAUGAUAUGAACAAUAAAGAGGAUAUUAAAGAAGUAGAGAUCAUUUGCUGA
This is a messenger RNA of Trematomus bernacchii (emerald rockcod), 3111 nucleotides long. It is a transcript of the gene tmem132a, whose product is annotated as transmembrane protein 132A. NCBI's taxonomy places the organism in Eukaryota, Metazoa, Chordata, Actinopteri, Perciformes, Nototheniidae. The transcript has 15 exons. The record is from RefSeq and is a predicted model, not a curated record. The coding region runs from base 1 to 3111 and encodes 1036 amino acids.